Gadus macrocephalus (Pacific cod) is the source of this 1405-nucleotide messenger RNA. It is a transcript of the gene tpi1b, whose product is annotated as triosephosphate isomerase 1b. Gene Ontology annotation, cellular component: cytosol. Bases 102 to 845 code for a protein of 247 amino acids. The transcript has 7 exons. Gene Ontology annotation, biological process: gluconeogenesis; glycolytic process; glycerol catabolic process. The record is from RefSeq and is a predicted model, not a curated record. Gene Ontology annotation, molecular function: triose-phosphate isomerase activity. Lineage: Eukaryota; Metazoa; Chordata; Actinopteri; Gadiformes; Gadidae.
CGCCCUCACCCUCCCGCUGUCUCAUUGCUUCUGGUCGUAGGUACAUCCCGGUGACCCCUUUAAGUUCGUUCUAAGUCUAACCGACCCCAAACACCGCAAACAUGAGCAGGAAAUUCUUCGUCGGGGGAAACUGGAAGAUGAAUGGCGACAAGAAGAGCCUGGGCGAGCUCAUCCAGACCCUUAACACCGCCAAGCUGGACGCCAAUGUCGAGGUUGUGUGCGGAUCACCAGCCAUCUACCUGGAUUUUGUCAGAUCCAAGAUGGACGCCAAGCUUGGUGUGGCUGCUCAGAACUGCUACAAAGUGGCCAAGGGUGCCUUCACUGGGGAGAUUAGCCCUGCGAUGAUCAAGGAUGUUGGAGUGAACUGGGUGAUCCUGGGACACUCUGAGCGACGUCACGUGUUCGGAGAGAGCGAUGAGCUCAUUGGCCAGAAGACGGCCCACGCUCUGGAGAACGGCCUGGGUGUGAUUGCCUGCAUCGGGGAAAAGCUGGACGAGAGGGAGGCUGGCAUCACAGAGAAGGUUGUGUUUGCUCAGACCAAAGUCAUCGCAGACAAUGUCAAGGACUGGAGCAAGGUUGUGCUCGCCUAUGAGCCCGUGUGGGCCAUCGGAACCGGCAAGACCGCCUCCCCUGCACAGGCUCAGGAGGUCCAUGACAAACUGAGGGCGUGGAUGAAGACCAACGUGUCGGAGGCAGUGGCUAACUCUGUCAGGAUCAUCUAUGGAGGCUCCGUGACCGGCAGCACCUGCAAGGAGCUGGCCUCCCAGAAGGACGUUGAUGGCUUCCUCGUGGGCGGAGCUUCCCUUAAGGCCGAGUUUGUUGAGAUCAUCAAUGCCAACGUCUAGACUUCCAAACACGGCUUCGGCGGUUUGACCAACUCCAGACGAGAGGCCUAUUCCUUUCAGAAUAACCAUGUUUCAGUCCCUUUUCACUUAACACCACCUUCUCCUCACCCUUUAUACUACUAAGUGUUUGUGAUGUCAUUCCCGCCAGUUUUGGUUUAGGUAUUUUGUUGUUAAUAUAAGGGGCAGGUGGAAACAUGCACUGUAAUGCACUGGAGAAAACAAUUGGUUUGGUCUAACGAAAGUGCACUUGUGCAUGAUAAAUACCAGGCUCAGGCAAUAGCUUUGCACCCAAAAAUUAGACCUUAAUGCAAAACGUCAAUUAUGCUACUUGAAAAGUUUACGGACUUGGUUACAGUGUCAGAGCUGUUGUCAAUCUGAUUUGAUUUGAUUGUGAUGCUCUAUGUGUUUUCUUUUCUUCUCGUAUACGUUAGAUGUCCCCCUCCCGUAUGGGAUGUGUGGCCAAGAGGGAGGUUUCCCAUAAUGUCAAUCAUAUUGUAUUACGGCCCUUGAUGUAGAAGGGGAAGACUGAGAACAUUGUAAUAAACAGUUAAGAGACUGGU